AUGUGGCGGUUUGGGAUGGUCCUGUCCGUGGUGCUGAUCCUGGUGGUGGUGGCGGCCACCGUCGGACAUUCUGCCGGCUGCUACAUCAGCAACUGCCCCCGGGGCGGCAAGAGAGCUCUGGAGUCCAGGAGCGGGCAUGAUGCGAGGGAGUGCCCUCGUUGCGGGCCGUCGCUGUCGGGCCGGUGUAUCGGGCCCACCACGUGCUGCAGCCCGCUGGCCGGCUGUACCCGCAGCCUGAGCGUGGCUCUGGAGUGCUCCAUGGAGAACCUGGUGCCCGUGCCGUGCAGACCGGACGGCCCGUCCUGCACCCUGCCCGGCCAGCAGACAGGCACCUGCGUAGGAGAAGGGAUGUGCUGCAUGGACGGAGAAAAAUGCAGUCUGUCUCCAGAAUGCUCCGCGAGGAACGCUGAAGACGAAGAAGCAAGAAGGCAAGACCGGCGGUCGGUGCUGCCCCACUGGGUUCUGUCCGGGAACACCCCUCCGGACGUGCAGAAAUGGUGGUGACGGACCGCCUUUCGUGCGCCCACAUCUACUCAGAACCGCAGGGUUAUUCCAUUCAGAGGGGUGAAAUGGAAAGGCUCAGUGUAUUCUACUUUUUCACGUGACGUCAGAAUCGAGAUCGACCCGGAAGUCCGCCAUGUUGGAUGAUAAGCUAUUUUAUAUUACCAGGUUAUCAUCCAACAUGGCGCCGAUGCGUGACGUAGCGAUUUUCGAACGUUCGGUGAAAAAGAAGAAUUCUAAGCCUUAGUAGUUAUGGUAACUCUGAAACAAAGGGCAAGAUGAAAUGUUGUAU
Molecule: messenger RNA, 793 nt
Organism: Branchiostoma belcheri (Belcher's lancelet)
Lineage: Eukaryota; Metazoa; Chordata; Leptocardii; Amphioxiformes; Branchiostomatidae
Product: vasopressin-neurophysin 2-like
Exons: 3
Coding region: 1-504 (167 amino acids)
Cellular component (GO): extracellular region; secretory granule
Molecular function (GO): neurohypophyseal hormone activity
Source: RefSeq, a predicted model, not a curated record